GGAUGUGACCACGGGCACUGUGGGAUGGGUCCCCCGGCAGGAACACACUCACGUGUCCAUCCCCGUGGCUGGAGCCACCUUAAGGUGUCCGUGUGGGGGAGGGACCGACGGCCAGGGGGGAGGGCAGGGUCCUGGUCGUUCAGUUCCCGUGUUCCUGUUCUUGUCCGGUCCUGCCAUGGCCCUGCGGCGAGUGCUGGCACUGGGGACAGCCCUGGGGCACCGCAGCUGCUGCUCCAAGCCCUCGCUGCCCCCCGGCUUUGUGGAGGCCCUGAGCGCCGUGGUCGGGGCCCCCAACGUCUCCACGGCCACGGCGGUGCGGGAGCAGCACGGGCACGAUGAGUCCAUGCACCCCUGUGCCCCCCCGGACGCCGUGGUGUGGCCCCAGUCGGUGGGGCAGGUCCAGGAGUUGGCCGCGCUCUGCUACCGCCGCCGUGUGCCCAUGGUGCCCUUUGGCACCGGCACCGGCCUCGAGGGCGGUGUCAAUGCCGUGCAGGGCGGCGUCUGCUUCGACCUGAGCCGCAUGGACAGCAUCGCGGAGCUGAGCCUCGAGGACUUCUCGGUGACAGUGGAGCCCGGUGUCACCCGCAAGGCCCUCAACAGCCACCUGCGUGGCACUGGGCUCUGGUUCCCUGUCGGUACCGUGGGCAGGGGUGGGCCAUGGGUCACACUACUGAGGGUGCUGGCAGAGGGGAUGCCUUUGGGCUGGGGAUGCUGGGGGGUCCACGGGUCUGCCAUGGUCCCUGAGUUGUAGCAGGGAUGCCCCUAGGACCGAGAGUGCCGUGGACCCAGUACUCUGGGGUCCACAUGAGGCUGGGGUACUGUUGUCCCAAAGGUGCUGGAAGGGAUGGGUUCCCAGGACCACCAAGGCUGGGGGUGAGGGCUACCACCCUCUCUACCACACCAAACCCACAGCCGCCAUGGUGGGCCAUGAAUGUGCUGUGAGAGAUGCCCUCCCCACCUCAAGCCAGAGCCAGAGUGGCCCCACUGCCCUGCACUGCCACCCCUCAUUUCCCCCAACCCCCCACAUGCCCCAUUAAACCUCUGUGCACCAGCAGUCUCCAUUGGCUACGAGAUCUUUUAGGGGGACAGGAUCCCCCCA
Pseudopipra pipra is the source of this 1099-nucleotide messenger RNA. Its product is annotated as probable D-lactate dehydrogenase, mitochondrial. The transcript is spliced from 4 exons. Gene Ontology annotation, biological process: lactate catabolic process. Bases 176 to 751 code for a protein of 191 amino acids. The record is from RefSeq and is a predicted model, not a curated record. Gene Ontology annotation, cellular component: mitochondrion. Gene Ontology annotation, molecular function: D-lactate dehydrogenase (cytochrome) activity; FAD binding; D-lactate dehydrogenase (NAD+) activity. NCBI's taxonomy places the organism in Eukaryota, Metazoa, Chordata, Aves, Passeriformes, Pipridae.